Spathaspora passalidarum NRRL Y-27907 is the source of this 1962-nucleotide messenger RNA. Its product is annotated as ion transporter. The record is from RefSeq and is a predicted model, not a curated record. Lineage: Eukaryota; Fungi; Ascomycota; Pichiomycetes; Serinales; Debaryomycetaceae. Gene Ontology annotation, molecular function: transmembrane transporter activity. Bases 231 to 1880 code for a protein of 549 amino acids. The transcript has a single exon. Gene Ontology annotation, biological process: transmembrane transport. Gene Ontology annotation, cellular component: fungal-type vacuole.
GAAACAAUCUAUUAAUAUCAUCUUUAGUGAUAUAUCAGUUUUAUGAAGUUAUGAAAUAGACCCCCCUUUGAUCAGUUUUAGAUAGGUAUGAUAGAACUACCCGGGUGCUAAUGGCACUAAAUCAUCGGAGAAGGAUUAUCCCCUCCGACAAACAUCGAGAUGUAUAAAUACCAAAAGAAUUUCAACAAUGUACCGUUUGCAUCCAAUAUAGAAAAAAACUACUAUAACUCAUGUCUGACCAAGAAAAACAAUAUACAAUCGAUCAGGAAGUUGUCCCAGGUACGAUCAGACUCAUCGAUGUUCUUGGUAAUUUAAAUGUUAAAAAGAAUGAUGGAGACCACAACAUCAUUCUUCAACCCCAACCCACUUCCAAUAUCAACGAUCCUUUAAGAUGGACGGAUGCUAAAAAGCAUUUCCAAUUCUUUUUAGUUUGGAUCUGGUGCUUUAUGUUUGCUGUUACUGUCAAUUUCUAUGGUCCAUUAUUCGAUGUAUGGGUUGACGAAUUAAACACUGACUUUAAUGAGUUAGGUAUCAGUGUUGCUAUCUGUUUUUUGGGUCUUGGGUUGGGAGUGUUGAUCGUUCAACCUACUGCUUUGAAAGUUGGAAAGAGAUUCACUUAUUUAUUCUGUACCCUUCUUGGAAUUGCAGGUUGCGUUCUCGGUGCUAAGGCUACAAGUAUCGAAAAUAUUUACGUUUACCAGGCUUUGGGGGGAUUGGGUGCUGCCCCAGUUGACUCUUUAGCUGAAAUCACAGGAACAGAUCUUUACUUCCAACAUCAAAGAUCCACCGCGUUUGGAUUGGUGAUUCUUGCUCUUUAUGCUGGGAGUUACUUAGGUCCAGUAGCUUGUGGAUAUGUUGUCGAUGGUCUUGGUUGGAGAUGGUGUUUUUGGAUACAGGUUGUAAUCUAUGCAAUAAUAUUUGUUUUAUUUUCUUUUACCUUAGAAGAAACGUCAUUCAGAAGAGACCUUAAUGCCGAGGAUGAGUUUGAAGAAGAGAUUCUUUCACAACUGAAAGAUAAGAAGAAGGAGAAUAUCAAACUGACGAGCAAAGAAGUUGACCCCAUAGAUAGGGAUUCUGUAGACGAAUCAGUUCCCAAAAUGACUUACAAGCAACGGAUGCGUAUAAUUCAUACAGAAUACAAUGAUGUCAGAUCUUGGUUAUGCAUUUUCUGGCGUCCGUUCUUCUUAGUCUCCUUUCCAGCUGUAAUAUGGGGUGGUUUAGUUUAUGGCGCUCAAAUGAUGUGGCUAUCUUUGAUUGGUAAUUCUCAAGGUGAUAUUUAUGGGGCUGAACCUUAUAACUUCCUGGCCAAUGGAAUUGGUCUAACUAAUUUGGGUGCUGCAUGUGGUUGUAUUACUGGAAUGUUUUACGGAGGAAACUUUGUUGAUUGGAGUACAAUCAAGUUGGCAGAGCGUAAUAAUGGUAUCAUGGAGCCCGAAUUCAGAUUAUACAGUAUGGUUGUACCCACUGUUAUCAAUGCGGCAGGGUUGUUAGCCUAUGGGUUAGGAGCUGACUAUGGUACACAUUGGGCUGUUUCGGUUGUUAUUGGCCAAGGAUGCUUGGGUUUUGCUAUGGGCUCCACAGGAUCAAUUUGUUUAACUUACGCUGUUGACUGUUACCACAAAUUGGCUAGUGAAUGUAUUGUACUUAUUUUAUUCAUUAGAAACAUGAUUGGAAUGAUCUUUUGCUUUGUAUUUAUACCUUGGUAUGUAAAUUUAGGAUUAAGGGUCACUACUUGGAUGAUGUUUGCCUUGUCGAUUGGUAUCAAUGGAAGUUUCAUUAUCCUUGUCAAAUGGGGUAAGGAUUACAGAAAAUGGACUGCGGUUAGAUAUGCAAAGUAUUCUAACCCUAUGUUUGGGGAAAUAUUCAAAGACAAAAGUUAAAUUGAUUAUAAUAAUUGUGUUUGUCUGUUUUUAACAAUAUAAUUAAUUUUUAUAAGAAUUUAAUAUGUGUUUGUUAGUAUAA